AGUUGUAAGGCAGUUGAGAGUGAUUUUUUGCCCUCCAGACUCGUUUGAUGGAGCUGCACCGCCAGUGGGAAUUGCUUCUGGAAAAGAUGAGGGAGAAGGGAAUCAAACUGCUGCAAGCCCAGAAGUUGGUGCAGUAUCUUCGGGAGUGUGAGGACGUGAUGGACUGGAUCAACGACAAGGAAGCAAUUGUGACUUCAGAGGAGUUGGGCCAGGACCUGGAGCAUGUGGAGGUUCUGCAGAAGAAAUUUGAAGAGUUUCAGACAGACCUGGCUGCUCAUGAAGAAAGAGUUAAUGAAGUGAACCAGUUUGCUGCCAAGCUCAUCCAGGUAACUGACAGACUGCUAGUGCUCCUCGCCGCAUCUCCUGUCAGCCCUCCAGCAUCUCAGGGUCCAUAUUUGCUGAGCGAAUCUUUUUAUAAGUGUGUCUGAGUUUUGUUUAGCUGU
Messenger RNA from Heterocephalus glaber (naked mole-rat), 443 nucleotides. The record is from RefSeq and is a predicted model, not a curated record. Lineage: Eukaryota; Metazoa; Chordata; Mammalia; Rodentia; Bathyergidae.